Messenger RNA from Sorex araneus (European shrew), 1726 nucleotides. It is a transcript of the gene LIPC, whose product is annotated as lipase C, hepatic type. The record is from RefSeq and is a predicted model, not a curated record. The coding region runs from base 27 to 1523 and encodes 498 amino acids. Gene Ontology annotation, molecular function: triacylglycerol lipase activity; apolipoprotein binding. Lineage: Eukaryota; Metazoa; Chordata; Mammalia; Eulipotyphla; Soricidae. The transcript has 9 exons. Gene Ontology annotation, biological process: lipid metabolic process.
CCUCGGAGUCUGGGCAAGCAGGGGAAAUGAAAAGCCCUUGGAGCAUCUCUGCUUUUUUGGUUUUGUGCUUCUGGAUCCAAUCGAGUGCCUAUGGACAAAGCCCAAGAUCAGAGCCACUGGAAAGGAGGCCUGCAGCUGACAAGGCCAAGACAGUGCUGCAGGAGACCACGACUCGGUUCCUGCUCUUUCCUGGUGAGGAGGAGGCUGGCUGUCAGAUCCGGCUCCAUGCCCCAGACACGCUGCGCCAGUGUGGCUUCAACGCCUCCCGCCCCCUGGUGAUGAUCAUCCACGGCUGGUCGGUGGACGGCUUUCUGGAAAGCUGGAUCUGGCAGAUGGUGGCCGCGCUCAAGACUGGACCUGCCCAGCCCGUGAACGUGGCGCUGGCAGACUGGAUCAGCCUGGCCCACAACCACUACGCCCUGGCCGUGCGCAACACGCGCCUCGUGGGCCAGGAGGUGGCCGCCCUCCUGCGCUGGCUGGAGGACUUGCUUCAGUUCUCCCCGAACAAGGUUCAUCUGGUUGGGUACAGCCUGGGCGCUCACGUCUCGGGGUUCGCUGGCAGUUACAUGGGCAACAAACACAAGAUUGGGAGAAUCACAGGCCUGGAUCCUGCCGGCCCUAUGUUUGAGGGCACAUCUCCCAGCGACCGCCUUUCUCCAGAUGAUGCCAAAUUCGUGGAUGCAAUCCACACCUUCACGCGGGAGCACAUGGGCCUGAGCGUGGGGAUCAAACAGCCUGUAGCCCACUACGACUACUACCCCAAUGGGGGCUCCUUCCAGCCAGGGUGCCACUUCCUUGAGCUCUACAAGCACAUUGCCAACCAUGGCUUGAACGCCCUGGCCCAGGCCAUCAAAUGCGCUCAUGAGCGUUCCGUGCAGCUCUUCAUCGAUUCUUUGCUCUACCGUGAUGCGCCGAGUAAGGCCUACUUGUGCAGUGACAUGGACAGCUUCAGCCAGGGCCUGUGUCUGACCUGCAGGAAGAGCCAGUGCAACACUCUGGGCUACCACACCCGGCAGGAGCCGCACAAGAAGAGCAAAACGCUCUUCCUGGUCACCAGGGCCCAGUCCCCAUACAAAGUUUAUCAUUACCAGUUCAAGAUGCAGUUCAUCAACCAAGUUGAGAAGCCCGUGGAGCCGACUUUUACAAUGUCACUCUUUGGAAUGAAAGAUGAAGCACAUAAAAUCCCCAUCACUCUGGGUGAAGGCAUCAUCAGUAAUAAAACCUAUUCCCUUCUCAUCACACUGGACUCGGACAUCGGUGAGAUCAUCAUGAUUAAGUUCAAGUGGGAAAACAGCGCAGUGUGGGCCAACGUGUGGAACACAGUCCAGACCAUUUUCCCCUGGGGCAAAGGGCCCCUGUACUCAGGCCUCAUCCUAACAAGCAUCAGGAUCAAGGCAGGAGAGACCCAGAAAAGGAUGACAUUCUGCUCGCAGAACAGAGAAGACCUGCAACUGCAUCCAACCCAGGAGAAGACCUUUGUGAACUGUGAGGUAAACUCCAAAAGCCAGAAGCGAACCAGAUGAACUGGGAGGAAAAGCUGGCGCCAGAAAUAAAUGGCUUCACACCUAGUCUGGAGGGUGGCCUUGCCGGGAACCACAGUGCAUGGAAUUUAAAUAAAGUUUAAAGGGGAAGUUCAUUUCACUCGAACAAACUGAGCUUUUAAAAACUGUAUUAUGUAACUCUAUGCAAAUAUUGGUAUAACUGGAAUGCUCCCAAUUCUAUCUCC